CAAGUCCACAAUAUAGCUCAAACUCCAAAACCCUUCUACCAUAUGGGUGGCUAGCCUAGCGCACUUGACCAUCUGUUCACACAGCAACAGGCUAACCCCUUAAACCCUGUUAAAAACCCCAAAUCAACCGCAAAACACCAUAGUCGGAGGAGAGCGAUGCAAGGCCAUAACCUCCGCCGAGCAGUCCACACUCUAACGUCUUCACUCUCUCUCCUCCACUCUCUUCGCCGUCGACCCCUUCUUUCUCUCUCCUCUUUCUCCAUUCACAAACCUUACUCAUUUUCCUCUUCUUCUAACCCCACUUCAUUUAUCAAAGAUAAUUGCUUAAAUUUCCCCAAAUAUGUUGUUACUGGGGCAAUUAAUAAUACCCAUGUUCCCAAUUUGUGCAAAAAUGAUGUGAAUAAUGAUCAAUUGGAUGAUCAUGAAGUGGGGUUUGAAGAAGAAGAAGUUUCUGGGCAUAAAUUGACGGAGACGGAUGUUUAUGCUGCAGUUGAAUUAGCUCUUGAUUCCGUGAUUAAGAUUUUUACUGUUGCUAGUAGUCCUAAUUAUUUUCUUCCUUGGCAAAAUAAAUUGCAGCGCGAAACUAUGGGUUCUGGGUUUGUGAUUUCUGGAAAAAAGAUCCUGACUAAUGCUCACGUGGUGGCGGAUCACACGUUUGUGCUCGUUAGGAAGCAUGGAUGUCCUACUAAGUAUAGAGCAGAAGUAUUGGCAGUUGGACAUGAAUGUGAUUUGGCUGUCCUAGUUGUUGAAAAUGAAGAGUUUUGGCAGGGUGUAAACCAUUUAGAACUUGGAGAGAUUCCGUUUUUGCAAGAAGCUGUUGCUGUUGUUGGAUAUCCCCAAGGAGGUGAUAAUAUAUCUGUAACAAAAGGUGUUGUUUCCAGAGUUGAGCCAACACAAUAUGUUCAUGGAGCUACUCAACUCUUGGCAAUACAAAUUGAUGCAGCAAUUAAUCCGGGUAAUAGUGGAGGCCCGGCAAUCAUGGGAGAUAAAGUUGCUGGAGUAGCUUUCCAGAACCUUUCAGGUGCAGAAAAUAUCGGUUACAUAAUUCCCGUGCCUGUGAUAAAGCAUUUUAUAGCUGGUAUCGAAGAAUGUGGUAAGUAUGUGGGAUUCUGUUCUUUAGGUUUGUCAUGCCAAGCAAUGGAAAAUCAGCAGCUCCGAGAGCACUUUGGGAUGGACAAUGGAAUGACUGGGGUGCUUGUGAGUAAAAUUAACCCAAUAUCGGAAGCUCACAAGAUUUUGAAGAGAGAUGAUGUUAUUCUUGCGUUUGAUGGUGUGGCUAUUGCCAAUGAUGGGACAGUUCCUUUCAGGAAUCGAGAGCGAAUAACUUUUGAUCAUCUGGUCUCCAUGAAGAAACCAAAUGAGAAAGCUGAGCUGAAGGUGUUAAGGGACGGCAAAGAGUGCAACUUUUUGAUAAAUGUUCAUCCUUUGCAACCAUUGGUUCCUGUCCAUCAAUUUGAUAAGCUGCCUAGUUACUACAUAUUUGCUGGUCUUCUUUUCAUCCCUCUGUCCCAGCCAUACCUCCAUGAGUAUGGAGAAGAAUGGUAUAAUGCCUCUCCACGUAGAUUGUGUGAACGUGCACUCAGAGAACAACCCAAGAAGGCUGGUGAACAGCUAGUCAUAUUAUCGCAGGUUCUGAUGGAUGAUAUUAAUGCAGGAUAUGAGCGUCUUGCAGAAUUGCAGGUGAAAAAAGUAAACGGAGUGGAGAUUGAUAAUCUAAAACACUUAUGCCAGCUUGUAGAGGAGUGCAAAGAAAAGAACUUGAGGAUUGAUUUGGAUGAUGAUAGAGUUAUUGUAUUGGACUACCAUAAAGCUAAGCUUGCAACUUCUCGCAUUUUGAAGCGACAUAGGAUCCCUUCUGCUGCAUCUAGUGAUCUCGUUGAGAGUGAAGAGGAAGAAAAUGUUGCUACAUCUCAGAACUGAUAUAUUCUUCCCAGUUUUGGCCUAUAGGUUUUUGUAGUUCUACGUAAUUCAAGAACGCGAUAAUUCAAAUUAUUGUACCAAUGAUAUUCAUCCUUUCCUAAUGAGCUAAUGGUGAGGGAACAUGCAGAAAUAUUGGUGAAGCGCCUUGUAUCCUAAGGUGCUUAAUCAAAUAUUUGAGGCUGUCAAGGUAAUUUGUCUUACGCUUACCUGUAUACUACCAUACAGAGUACUGUUCUGUUAAGCUUAUAGCUUCAUUUUUGGCCGAACAGUGAAAUUAAUAUUUCGUGCUUCCUUUGUUUCUUAAUACACGCAACAAGUUGACUUUA
Molecule: messenger RNA, 2246 nt
Organism: Chenopodium quinoa (quinoa)
Lineage: Eukaryota; Viridiplantae; Streptophyta; Magnoliopsida; Caryophyllales; Amaranthaceae
Product: protease Do-like 10, mitochondrial
Exons: 8
Coding region: 157-1920 (587 amino acids)
Biological process (GO): proteolysis
Molecular function (GO): serine-type endopeptidase activity; protein binding
Source: RefSeq, a predicted model, not a curated record